CUCUCAAGAAGAUGGCCAUGGCUGAUCGACAUCCAUAAUCCAUCAACCGUAACUCAAAAGCCCCCAUUCCAGAAAACCACGACAGGUCACGUCGCCAACCCUAUGACCAGUCAUUCCUCAUCCCUCUGAUAGGUAUGCUGAUGAUAUUAUUCCGGCUGAUCCUCAAAGAGCAGUGCACAGUCAAGGGAUGGGGUGUGGGGGUUCGGGUCUAUUGUACCUGCUACUUACUGUGUCAUGUAUUAUUAUGCUACUGUAUCCUCGCCUUUUGGUUGCCUCGUCUCUGGGGCACGGACGGUGUCCUGGUCCUGAUCUUCCCAUCCCUGGUUCUAUUGCUGGGAUCAAUGUCCCGGUGGAUGAGGUCGAGUCAGUCCACUACAGCCUACAGGAUCGAUCGCAUGACGAAGCGCGUUGCAUUGUGUGUGUGUGUGUAUGUGCGCGCGCCAGUCCCGCUGUGCCAAAGAAGGCAUCCCCCGAUCGGAAUGGCUGGUAGGGGUCAAGAGCUAAGGAAGACUAGUGAGCGGUUGAUGGCUUUGCCAAAGCGUACCGCCCAGUCAGUAUCCCGGUAGACAGUAUCCCGUGGGAUCUCCAUCCUGCGUUUAUUACCUAAAGCUGUGCCGGAGAUAGCGGCUAACUACUACGUAGUAGUGUUGUCGACCUUCAGGAAUGAACAAAUGCCCCCAGCUAGUCUAGUGUAUUAGUGCAGCAUCGUCAAAAG
Messenger RNA from Aspergillus costaricaensis CBS 115574, 715 nucleotides. RefSeq lists its product as uncharacterized. NCBI's taxonomy places the organism in Eukaryota, Fungi, Ascomycota, Eurotiomycetes, Eurotiales, Aspergillaceae. The transcript has 2 exons. Bases 135 to 566 code for a protein of 143 amino acids. The record is from RefSeq and is a predicted model, not a curated record.